AGAAGUCCAUUCAAGAGCAACAGCCAACAACAGCUUCAGAAAAAACGCACUUCAUUUUUAUUUGUAAUAAUAAAUCAGUCGUAGCGACGCAGAAAAUCAGCUGUCCAACUUAGAAAAAUAUAUAAAAAAUCUUUGAAGUUUGAAAUAAGCAUUAAUUACCUCAUAAAUAAUAUUUGUGAGUUAUGAAAUCCCAAUGAAAACAUUGGAUUCCUUCAAGAAUAACAAAGACUUCGAAAACAAAAGAUCUUAAAACAAAAACUAGCUGUAAAUCAAAGAAUUUUCCAAAAGAAAGGGAGUGUAGUGGAUAGGAUAGUGUGUUGCUGUUGCUGCAAAAAGAAACGAAUAACGAAGAAAAUGUCGGAAAUAAAAUCAAUGGAACAUGCUACGCUCAAAGUGCCUUACGAGGUGCUGAAUAAGAAAUUUCGUGUUGCCCAAAAAACACUCGAUCGAGAAGUCGACCAGACCUUCAGUGCCACCAAGGAGGUUGAGAAAGCGAUGAAGGGUCCAAAUCCAACAAUUGCUGAGAUAAGCAAACUUGUUGGUGGAGUUGUAGAACGCCUGCAGGUAUUAAAACGAAAAGCUGACGAGAGUAUUUCUGAUGAAUUGGCUGCCAGUUAUGUUUGUAAAAGAAAGCUGGAGCAUUUGAAGGCCAAUGCGUCGCCCGAAAUGAAGACAAGCUAUGAAAUUUGGCAGGCAUCUGUGGAUCAAUGGAAAAGGAUUCGUAUGGAUCGAAUGGUUAUUGAACAUCUUUUGCGAAUGGGAUACUAUGAGACUGCGGAGAAGUUAGCUGAUCGCAGUGACAUAAGGCAUUUAACUAACUUAGACAUUUUCCAGACAUCCCGUGAAGUUGAAGAAGAUUUAGCUAAUCAUCGUACCGCAAAAUGUGUACUCUGGUGCAAUGACAAUAAAUCGAAACUUCGAAAAAUCAAUUCAAAUAUUGAAUUUCAAUUACGUGUACAGGAAUUUGUUGAGCUAGUGCGAUUCAAUAAUCGAACAGAAGCUGUCCGCCAUGCACGUAAAUAUUUCCCAGCAUUCGAUAAGACACAAUUGAAUGAGAUUUGCAAAUGCAUGGCACUACUCGCCUAUCAACCAGAUACCCAAAUUGAUCCAUACAAAGGCCUUUUCGAUAUGGGACGUUGGGAUACAUUGGUGUUAAAUUUCCGAAAUGAAAAUUACAGAUUGUUCCAACUUUCGACACAAUCACUUCUGAGUGUUGCUGUUCAGGCUGGUCUUUCGGCACUUAAAACAGCACAGUGUUACUCACCGACUUGCAAAAACCUCAAUUGUCCUGUGUGUCAGGAAGACUUGAACCAAAUUGCCAUGACGUUGCCAUUUUCUCACUGUGUACAGAGUCGACUGUUUUGCAGGAUAACCGAACUGCCAUUAAAUGAACACAAUCAACCAAUGAUGCUUCCAAACGGUCAAAUCUAUGGCCAAUUGGCCAUUCCUAGGAUAACAGAUGAAAAUGGCACAGUUGUUUGCCCCGUAACCAAGGCAAAAUUCUCAAAUCCGAAAAUCGAAAAAGUGUUUUUCAUGUGAAUAACAUUUUCGAUGAACAUAAAUCCUCAAAAUUUAUAUUUUUCUUUUUUUAUUUUUUUCUUUAGAAUUCGUUAUGUUUGAUUAAGUUUUACUAUUUACAUUUACUUAAAAUAAUUAUAUUUUUAUAUGUUUAAGAUUAAACCAAACCAACCACAAAUGAAUUGUUGGUUAUGCAUAAAACGAAUAUUUGCGUUAUUGAACCACAUCAUAUUAUAAACUCAUAAGAAAAUAUAUUUUUAUUAAUAUGUAGAAAUAACAGAAAAAAGUAUAUCAUAAUUCAUAGAACAUGAAUUGCUGCUAACUAUGUAUAUCUUUGAAGUACUACCGAUAUGAAUAAAAUACACAUUAUUUGAAAGACAUAA
Molecule: messenger RNA, 1901 nt
Organism: Eupeodes corollae
Lineage: Eukaryota; Metazoa; Arthropoda; Insecta; Diptera; Syrphidae
Gene: Kaz
Product: E3 ubiquitin-protein transferase MAEA
Exons: 7
Coding region: 355-1539 (394 amino acids)
Biological process (GO): proteasome-mediated ubiquitin-dependent protein catabolic process
Cellular component (GO): nucleus; cytoplasm; GID complex
Molecular function (GO): protein binding; ubiquitin protein ligase activity
Source: RefSeq, a predicted model, not a curated record